Molecule: messenger RNA, 990 nt
Organism: Moneuplotes crassus
Lineage: Eukaryota; Ciliophora; Spirotrichea; Euplotida; Euplotidae
Source: the annotation of a GenBank genome assembly
GAUAUCUUUAGAUAACAAGAAUGUCGGUUGCUUCUAGAGCAUUGGAGAGACUUAAAAGAAUCAAGAGUCAAAUUUCACCAUUUAGUAUGACAAAGACUAAACUAGCUAUUGGGGCAGGAACUGCAUAUGCAGCAUAUCAAUAUCUAAAGAAUAAUGGAUAUGGCUUCAAAAAGGAUGUCAAAAAUGAGCACGUAUACAUCACUGGAGCAGGUUCAGGUCUUGGGAAAAUAGUAUCAAAGAAAUUAGCCAAGCUAGGAGCCAACAUUACUGUUACAGAUAUUGAUCUUACAGCCGCAGAACAAACUGUCCAAGAGAUCGAGCUUGAAGGAGGGAACGCAAUUGCUAUUAAAGUUGAUGUCUCAAAUCCUGAAAAUAUCAAAGAGAGUGCUGAAAUCGCAACAAAAAGAUUUGGAAACGUCACUAUUCUGAUCAAUAAUGCAGGGAUUGUAUCUGGAAAGAAAAUCUUAGAUAUCAGCAAUGAAUUGGUUAAGAAGACAUUUGAGGUUAAUUCUCUUGCUCUAAUUUACACUACAAAGCAAUUCUUACCUCAGAUGCUUGAAAUGGAUAAAGGCCACAUUGUUACAAUUGCUUCAGCUGCUGGAUACAUUGGCUCACCAGGGCUCGUUGAUUAUUCCGCUUCAAAAUUUGCUGCAAUCGGUAUUGAUGAGAGCUUGCGUACAGAGUUAGCAAAUAUCGGUUCGAAAGUGACGACUACUUGAGUUUGUCCUUACUUUAUCAAUACAGGGAUGUUUGAUGGUGUCCAAACAAGAUUCCCAAGUAUUCUUCCUAUUCUAAAGCCAGAGUGGGCGAGCCAAAGAAUUGUUGAUGCAAUCCUAAAAGAAGAAAGUAUGGCUAUAUUCCCUUGGUUUAUCGGUAAUGCUCAUCUUUUCAAAGCCUUACUACCACCAAAGAUGUUUGACAUGGUUUCUGAAUUCUUCGGCAUCAACGAUAUAAUGAAGAACUUCAAGGGUAGACACUAAUACUCAGCCU